AACAGGUCAGUUCUCCUCCUGGCCAAUCGACAAAGCCAGUAUCUGUGAGGAGGAAGAAGAGAACGAACUGGUUCCAAAGAAGCACAUUGACGUGUAUAUCGAAGUGAUGAUACCUGCACGGAAAACAAAGACUACGCGAACCAGCACCACCAGUCCUUGCUAUAAGACAACUGAUGGGACACUGCCAUGAGCCGUGGACGCGAAGGCUCCCUGAUCUUAUUCGUCUUCAUCGCUGUGUUCCUGUUUAUCACGACGGCCUUGAGCCCGGCGUUGAUGGGUUCCCACGCUAUGGUGGGCAGGAUUGUCCUGUCGCUGGCAGCUGGACUUGUAUACUAUCGACUGGGGAAGGCUUACCUCAGCGGAAACCUUCCUGUAGAUGAAAGAGCAAUUUUCAUCACCGGGUGCGAUACCGGCUUGGGGUACUGCCUCGCUGACUCGCUGGUCGAAAAGGGUUUCGACGUAUACGCAGGAUGUCUCGACGUCACAUCUGAAGGAGCCAGGAUGCUGGCAGAUAAGAACGUAAACGUUGUUCCUGUGGAUUAUCUAGAGUUGGACACAGUAGUGAAGAGCUACAGCCAAGUUAAGAGACGACUUCGUGAGAAAGAACUGUGGGCGAUCGUUGCUAACGCUGGAGUCACUACGUACGGCGAGGUUGAGUGGAUGACACCCGAGGAACUGCGCUGGCUCAUCGACGUUAACGUUACCGGCACCAUCAGCUUCGUCAAAGAAGGAGUUUCUGCGGUCAAGAAAAGCCGCGGAAGAAUAGUUAUCCUCACGGGACUUCACGGCAGGUUGGCUAUACCUGGCAUGGUCGGGGCUUCAGCUACAGCGGCUGCGUUGUCGCAGUUUGCGGACGGACUACGACGGGAGCUCUUGAAAUUUCAAGUUCAAGUUUGUACCGUGGAACCGGCUUUCUACAGGACACGUACCAUGGACCACGACAGUAUCAGCGCAGCCCUCACGGUAGUCAUCGACAGGUUGCCCAGCGUCGUCAAAGAAGAGUACGGGGGUGCUUACUUGGAGAGCUAUCGCUUCUUGUACCCAAAGAAGAUUAAGCGGUAUGCACGCACAAACAUUAACGAAGUGGUUGCUGCCGUCGAGAGGUCUCUAUUGAACAAGGAGACAAACCACAGGUAUCGGUGCUGCAAUAUGCGACAAUUUCUGACCUGGAUAAUGCUCGAGUUUGCGCCACAGCACUUGUGCGACUUCUUUCUGGUGAGGCAGUUCUUACCAAGGGUUAGAGUCAUGGGUAACAUCAGAGUAAGGCACAUGACACUAGGGGGUCAAUCGGCGAGCAGUGUCCUGGAGGCACUGGAACCUGGCCGGCUAAUAAUACAAUCUGAUAUUAGUUUUUGACAAUUUGGAUUGCUCUGUCAUGUAUAAAAACAGUACCUUUCAGUUUU
Ornithodoros turicata is the source of this 1403-nucleotide messenger RNA. RefSeq names its product short-chain dehydrogenase/reductase family 9C member 7-like. The transcript has 6 exons. Bases 187 to 1356 code for a protein of 389 amino acids. NCBI's taxonomy places the organism in Eukaryota, Metazoa, Arthropoda, Arachnida, Ixodida, Argasidae. Gene Ontology annotation, biological process: steroid metabolic process. Gene Ontology annotation, cellular component: intracellular membrane-bounded organelle. Gene Ontology annotation, molecular function: oxidoreductase activity. The record is from RefSeq and is a predicted model, not a curated record.